CAAGCCAACGGGUCCACAAAAUGAAGUCACAAGUGAAGACCCAGAGCAAUCCAGCCACUCCAGCUCCAACGGCCCAGAGAAAGCCAGGGGCCUCAUGGAAACAGACUCUUCCACCAGUGAAAGAGGAAGACCCUAGGGUGAAAUGCAGAGACUGUGGAGCCUUUGGCCACAUUGCAAGAAACAGAAGGUGUCCCAUUAAGCGGGGCCUUUUCCUCCUAGUUGCACAGCCUCUGGGAGCCAAGAAGGAGAAAGAGAACAUGGAUCCUUGCAGGCCUAAGGGUCUACAGAAACUCAGUCAAGCUGCCAGACAGAGGUGUGAUGAGCAGCAGAGAAAGACAACCUUCCAGAAAUUUCCAACAGAGCUGCAAUGGAGUAACCAGCAGGGCAGCUUGGCUCAGCCACAGAUGUCAAUCAUUCCUGGCUACAGGAAGAUGUCUGAGCCACCAGUUGAAAUGGCUCUUGGAAAGCAGAUGUGCCCUGAGAAGCCUGCCCUUCAAAGCUUGGACAGCCCCUUCAUCUUACAUUCCAGACAGAAGGAAGGUCACAACAUGACUGUCCCCAGUGUUGCCAAGCCACUGUUUACACAGGAUGGCAGAAAAACAGCCUCAGAAAACCUACUGGAUCAAAAGCUACAGGAUAUCUCGCAUCAAAACCCUGUUGCCGUCCCCAAAAGGAAAGCAAUUAGUGAACUGUUUCACAAAGAGUCAAAGACCCAGGGUCCCAGUAAGAAAAUGCAACCUAGCAAGCAUCCUGUCAUCCACCAGGAUAGACAGAACCCAAAACUCAGCUGCUGGGCCCCAGAUGAGGAAACGUCCCAAUGCCCCACACAGCCAAGCCAGAAUCCCCUGAAGAAACACAGAAUUGACUCUACCAAUGCACCAGAGGAGAGCCAUGCAAGGACUGCUUCCAAGAGCACCCUGGACAUUCAGUCUUAUCCCAUUGACAACAGACUUGAACUAAAAGACGCAGCUGAAAUGAGCAAGAAAAUAACAGUCCAGGUGCCCAGCAUUGACCAACAACAGCUACAUGGCAGGGCUGCUCUGGUCUCAACCAGACCCUGUAUUGAGUCUGGCCAAGCCCUCAGAAUGAUCUUUACCAAACAUAGCCAUAAUUUCUGGAGCUCCAGGUUCCUGACAGUGCCCGCACCACUUCCCAUUGAGAAGCAAACACCUGCUUUCCAGAGCCCUGCCUUCCCUGAGGAAGGGGAGGCAGCAGGAUCCCAGGUCAAACUGAGUGUCCUCUAUGAGGACCUUCAGGUCUCGUCCUCCUCAGAGGACAGUGAUGGAGAAUAACCUGCCACCUGAAGAACAGAUGCCACCUCCUUGCUCAGACUUGCCAGAUUCUUUCAAACUGAUCAUCCCCCAACUUAACCAAGUAGCUGACAUGACUGUAUCCUAUUAAUUUGCUUCCAAAUGAGCACCCUCUAUGGUGGGUGGGAUCACAUUCCUUUCCUCUCUUUGCCACUAGCCGCACCUCAGCAUGAUUCUGGACUCUGAGGUGGGCCUCUGAGAAUCACUCUGAAGAAAAGUCACCAUUCUCUCCACUCUUGUCAUCAGUGACCUCUAGUAUGUCCUUUCAGCUACUUCAGUGUUCAAAACUAUCUGCCAGUUAUCCUAUUGUAUGAGAUUUUCUACUUUCACCAAUAAAGUUGCCCUGGAAA
Messenger RNA from Rattus norvegicus (Norway rat), 1660 nucleotides. RefSeq names its product family with sequence similarity 90, member A1 like 4 (gene Fam90a1l4). The record is from RefSeq and is a predicted model, not a curated record. NCBI's taxonomy places the organism in Eukaryota, Metazoa, Chordata, Mammalia, Rodentia, Muridae.